UGUGCUUUUGUCUAUGCUCAUGAUCUGUUUGCUUUGUUUCUAGGGCUCAUCACAAUAAAAGAAGCUCAUGAUAUAGAAGCCAGACUUAAUGAAGUGGAAAAGCUUCUGAAGACUAUUAUAAACAUGCCCUGGAAGUAUUCAAGAUCUGAAGUUGUCCUCACGUUCUUUGAGAGAUCUCCUUUGGACCAAGUUCUAAAAAAUGACAAUGUCCAUAAAAUUCAGCCAAGCUUUCAAAGUCCAGUGAAAAUAUCAGAAAUCAUGCGAUCAAAUGGAUUUUGUUUAGCCAACACUGAAACAAUAGUCAUUGACCACAGUAUACCCAAUGGAAAAGAGAAGCACCUGGAUGUAGAUGCAGCAGAACACCUGUAA
Molecule: messenger RNA, 369 nt
Organism: Cariama cristata (Red-legged seriema)
Lineage: Eukaryota; Metazoa; Chordata; Aves; Cariamiformes; Cariamidae
Gene: PXDC1
Product: PX domain containing 1
Exons: 3
Molecular function (GO): phosphatidylinositol binding
Source: RefSeq, a predicted model, not a curated record